Molecule: messenger RNA, 1449 nt
Organism: Penicillium oxalicum
Lineage: Eukaryota; Fungi; Ascomycota; Eurotiomycetes; Eurotiales; Aspergillaceae
Exons: 2
Coding region: 1-1449 (482 amino acids)
Biological process (GO): glycerophospholipid biosynthetic process
Cellular component (GO): mitochondrion
Source: RefSeq, a predicted model, not a curated record
AUGACUUCUCCCGGUGCUCCCAACGGAGCCGACACCGCUCCUCAGGACGUCGCUCCCAAUGAGGUGCCCGCUGAGAUCCCCGGCCCCAGCGAACAGGGCCACGGCUCAGUGAUUGAGGUGACCGGUGCUUCCGGCCAGACCAUUGAGGUGCCGGCCACCCGGAGCUCCAUCAGCGAUACUCACAUGCAGCGAUUGAGUCUGUCCCCCUCCAUGAAGGACCGCCGGGGCUCACGCAAUUCCUUUGGUGUCUCACUGCCCAUUCCCCGGGAGCCCCGCAAGUCCUCUCGCCUUUCCGUCGUCGGCAAGCCCACCAGCCAUGUGCGCAACAUUCUGGCAUCCGAGCUGCAGGAUCAGGAGAAGGAGAAGGUCAAGAAGGUCAAGAACAUGUGCUUCUGUUUCGACAUUGACGGUGUGCUGGCACACGGUAACAAUGCCAUCGCGGAGGCUCAGGCGUGUUUGAAGAUGCUGAACGGUGACAACGAGUUGGGCAUUCAAUUCCCCUACAUUCUCCUCACCAACGGUGGUGGUAAGACGGAAGAAGCUCGCUGCGCCCAGCUCUCCGAAGUGCUCGGAGUGCCCAUCUCCACCGACCAGUUCAUCCAGUCCCACACCCCCAUGCAGGCCCUCGCCGAGUACUACGAGAACGUCCUGGUGUGCGGUGGUGAGGGCUUCAAGGUCCGCGAGGUCGCCGAGCACUACGGAUUCAAGAACGUCAUUCACCCCAAGGAUAUCCUGGCUUGGGACCCCACCAUCUCUCCCUGCCGCAAGUUCACCGAGGAAGAGCAGAAGCUCGCCAAGCCUCGCGACUUCUCCAAGUUCAAGUUUGACGCCAUCAUGUGCUUCGCCGAGUCGCACGACCAGUCGACCGAGUUCCAGAUCAUCCUGGAUCUGCUCCUGAGUGCCAACGGCAAGCUCCUCACCCGCGCCAAGAACCCGGCAGCCCGCGACGCCGUCGCCGGCCACAUUCCCAUCUACUUCUCCCAGGGUGAUCUGCUCUGCCCCACCGAGCACAAGGGCCCCCCACGUCUGCACCUGGGUGCCUUCCGCGUGGCCCUGGAAGCCCAGUACAAGGCCCUCACCGGCCGGGACCUCGAGCGUAUCGUCUACGGUAAGCCCGAGCGCGCCACCUACAUCGUGGCGGACGAGGUCAUCAAGUCCUGGAUGGAGGAGAUUCACGGCGAGAAGCGUCUGCCCGAGAACAUUUACAUGAUCGGUGACAACCCCCAGUCCGACAUUAUCGGUGGAAACCUCUACGGCUGGAACACCUGCUUGGUCCGCACCGGUGUCUUCCAGGGCAAGGGCAACGACGAGAACAACCCCGCCAACUUUGGUGUCUUUGACCACGUCUACGACGCCGUCAAGGCCGCCAUCAAGAAGGAGUUGGGCGAGGAUUUCAAGUUCAAGUGGGAUCCCAAGAAGCACUCUCCCCACGGCUCCGCUGUGGAGUAA